CUCAGUAUGAAUUCACAUUUGGCUGGAGAGAGACGCCUCAUGGCUGGGUGUCCUAAAUUGUAUCCGUAAAGUAAAGUUUUUUCAGUUUUCAGGUUUUUCAACUCGUUUUCAGCUUAUCCCCGAAUUUUCAGUUUCGGUCGGAUUGAGAUAAACGAGCUUGUAGAGCCCUGUUAGACGAAAUAAAGGUGAACUUAAUUGCUUGACAGUUUCAGUGUGUUUAACUCUGUUAGCUGUUUGUCUGUUUUGAAGUACAUAUGCAAAUUUUGCAAUAACACAUCUAUGCAAAAAGGAUUGCGCAUUUUUCAGGAAAGUAGUGUGCUACGUGAUGAACAACACUCCGGUGAAGAAUUAUAAAACUUCAGCAACAAUAAAUAACAUAUCAUCGUGAAAGAAUAAGGCAAGGCUUUAAUAAAACCGGUCCAGUCACUUAUUUGUUAUUUACUUAAUUUCGUUGCGAAUCUUGCGAUGCAGUCAGCGUAACAAAUAAAUAAAUCUUUUAUGAUAGAUAUACUACGCGAAUCUGAAAGGCUCUCAGAAAUCUCAAGAUAAAACAAAAAAAUAAAUUAAAAAAUAAAAAGUUCAAAAUUUUAAAGACUCAAGGUUUUUCGUUUAAAACUCUCCAGUAAAGUCUUAAUGAAAGCAAGUGAAAAGGUUUUUAAAGUUGGACACGAUUUUUGCCAUUAAAAAUGUUGGACAUUCUCUCUUAAACAUAUACACUUUACAAAGUUGCAAUACAACUGAAAACCUGGAAAUUCAGAUAAGAAAUUUUUGACAAGUAUGAAAAUUUCUCGAAGAAUUAAUAGAGACCUUCUCCAAGUGAAUUGAACAAGAUGACGGUCACCGGAAUGGAUCUGCGCCCAGGCUCAUCCGCCGAAAGUGGUGGGGGUGGUUUCUCACAGAAUAAUUUAAAUCGAUCCUCCCACACGAGAACGCACAGUCAUCCGCUCCCCUUAAUUUCCGGUUUUAGUCAAAUAUGUCCCGAUCAACCGCCACAACAACCCAUCUCCUCAACCCCACUCACGGAUGCCUUAAAUCUCGACUUUGUCAAUAUUCCCUCCGCCCCAGGAUCCAUUCCUGCCUCCGCCAUGGAGAAGUAUUUAGUCGGCAAUAAUAAUACAGCCCAAGAAAUUAGCGACAUUUUAGUUGACCUCGACCUAGAAUGCAGCAGUACUAAUAGUAAAUCUUGUGCGUCCGAAGUUGUAAAAGUACUCGAUAAUUUUAACACUUUGUUAGAACAAAUUGACGAUAAUAUGACACCAAUGACGACAUCACCACAAAAGUUCGUCUCUCCAACGAAUUCUUCUGCGGGGCCGUCUUCCGCAUCGAAAAUAAAAUCAAGCGUGGAAGCAUUCGCAGAUUUACUGCUGCGUGGCGAAAAUGAGGAUGAAGAUCUCUUAAUCGUGGAAGUAGAGCUUCCCGAGGGUAGUGGUCCCCCCGAUUUGGAAAACGGUGGUGACGACGACAUUGAAGACAUGCUUGACGACCAGGAGGAGGGUCAAGAAGAUGCCGAAGCGGACGACCAGCUCUGUUCUUUACAGGGAGACGAAGAAGACUUGGACUUGGAAGGGUAUGAAAGUGAUCGACCCAUGGUGCGUGCCUCCAUGAGAAAACUAAGACCGAUUAAAGUUAAGCUUAAACCCGUCCCGGAACAUUUCGGUACCGGAAGUGGGUCGGAGUCAUCCAGUGAAAAUAGCAGUGAUCAACUAUGUGUCGUGGUUGUUGUCGGUGGUGGUGACAGUGCAGCACAAAGUACUAGUGAGGGAGUUGUAACAAUGGAGUCAGGAGUAAUAUCAGAGGGUUUGAGGGGAACUAGUCCGACUCGUCAAGGGACGAGUGCGAAUUCUAAUACCACUGGAGGCAUAGCGUCAUCAUCCGAAGAUGCAGUGACAUCGACCCCAUUGCUGGGAACGAGUAGCUGCUCAAGUACCAAUACUACUGGAGGUGCCUCCAGUUCGUCAUCUUCCUCCUCCUCCUCCUCCUCGCCGUCGUCGGUUUCACCAGAAUCUCAGCAGUCAGCCUUAUUACCAUCGGCGGCCUCUUCCACAAAUAAUGCAACGACCAGCACCGCCACAGGAUCGUCGUCCUCGUCGCCAACCCCACCAUCAUCGGGAACGACUACGUCCUUAUCACCCCCACCACCCACGGCGAGACGAAGAUUGGGUGGCACGUUGGGAAGUGUGCCCGCAAGUCGAUGGCCGCAUCGGCUGUCCUCCGUCCUCGCACUGAUUGGGUGCACUCUAGGACUGAAUAACGUUUGCAGAUUUGGACUCCUCUCAGUCAACUAUGGAGCGAACUUUGUCGUGCAAUGGGUCAUAUUGUCGUUCGUGCUGGGUGUGCCACUCCUCACCUUCCACAUGUCGCUGGGUCAAUAUCUCCAUGCCGGAAUUGUAGGGAUGUGGAAAAUAUCCCCGAUUUUUCAGGGGAUUGGGGUCGGACUUUUAUUUUCCCAGGCGUUGGUCGGCCUCUACUCGACGGUUGGGGUGUCCUGGAUGCUUAUCUAUUUUAGGGAUUCGUUCAUUACUCGGGGGGAUCAGUACCGGUGGGGGAAAUGCGUGAGGGAAUUUAGGGAAUGUGAUCCAUAUCAGUCACAAAAUCAGACGGAUUUUGCAGAUACGGUUCCUGACUAUUUCAGUGGGGUCGUACUGCAACGCGCAAGUCCGGACUAUCCACACUCAGUUUAUGUGCCAAACAGCCUCAAAUUCACAGUUGCUUUUAACCUAGCCGUUGUCUGGAUGCUUAUCUUUGUCUCGCUGUCGAAAGGGUUGAAAUCGUAUGGAAAAGUGGUCCACGGUUUCGUCUUAGCUCCAGUUGCAGCCCUUUUCGUCCUAACUUUCAAAAUGGUGGGAUUAGUGGACAAUACUUCAUCACUGUUCGGACAAACGGCCUGGGUCGACUUUUUCUUUAACACGCAGACGUGGGUCGUCGCUGCACGCGAAGUUUUCUUCACCUGGGGUCUCUUGGGGGCUUGCGUCAUGCAAGUCACCUCCCACAACAGACACGCCCACCCGCUCAAGUCUGACGCCGUAAUCGUCGUCCUCGUCACCACGGUGGUCCUUUUACUCUCCGCCUUUGUCGGAAAUAGUUGCCUUUCUAUCAUUUCCGCGGCGACGCCAAGUACUGCGACAACCCUUUUGCAGCGGUACUCGUAUAUCCCGUCGUCAUUUGAGAGCGAACGGACGUACAAGUUCCUCUCUGUGGGAGGUGGGAGUAACAAACCAGAGGAUGCCUCCUUGUUUCCACUCUCGUCAUCCAACCUGCACCACAACCCGCUUCUGAUGGGGGUGCGAAUCCUCCGAAUGGACGGAAAAGCUGGCAGUGACCCGACCGCGAGUGGAUAUCAAGUUCUCCGCUUGGCGACGGAACUAUUUCCCACGGCGAUGGCGGUGUUAAGUUCGACGGGAUUGUCCCCUUUUUGGACGGUUCUCUUCUACUUUACGCUCGUCCUUUUCGGUUUGGCGCAACAACUUGCGAUUUGGCACACUGUCAUUAAAGGAGUGAUCGCCAUCAAGUACAAAAUGCUCAAAAGUUGGGAAACGACUAUUACUUUUUUCGUGUGCGCGAUGGGAUUUGCUCUCGGACUUCCGCUGUGUACAGAGACUGGGGUUUUCGUAACUUAUUUUCUCGACUUCACGGUCGGAUCUGGCUGGUGGAUCAUGAUUCUCUACUUGCUAGAGUUGGUGGCAGUGUUCAUCGUUCGAGGUGCGCCAUACUGUGGGGAGAACAUUGUCACCGUUCUGCUGACUGGACCGGGAAGGAUCGCCAAGUUUCUGGCACCAUUAGUUUCAUUUAUUUGGAAUGUCAUCAUGCCUGUUGCGCUGCUGGUCUUGUCAAUCGCUUCCUUCAAAAGUGGCAACAUCCGCGAACUCUACGACUGGAAUCCAAACCGAGGAUACAUUUUUUGGCCAAGUUGGACCCGAGAAGUGGGAUCGCUGAUACAACUCUUGCCAAUUUUAGCUGUACCAUUUGUCGCUAUUGUGCAGAGUUGUCGAUAUCUGACGAAUGGAUCUUCCGAUAUCUUUGAGAGAUUGCAACAAUUGUACCGUCCCAGUACUCGGUUAAGAUUUGGAAGUGCGAACUCAGAAUCCAGAAGAGAACGGUCUACCACAGGUCGAAGUGAAGAUCCGCCCCCCAAAUAUACCCCACCGCCGUCAUAUUCAACUGCCACCGGUGCCAAAAUUGCACGCUUCCUCCGGAACAGUAUUCGUCGCAGUAUGCGCCGCAUCACUACAAAUCCCAACGGUCCAUCAACCUCCAACUCAGAUCCCAACCUGCCUCCCCCACCCGCCUAUGCGUCCGUCAUUCUCGAAAUUAAUAACCAAUCUUCACAAGGGUCGACUUCCUCCUCGUCGUCCUCGUCCUCAAUUCCACCUCCACUCUACUCUGAAGCGACGGCAGGAACGUCUCGCCAAGGGACAAAGGACAUCACAAUUAUUUCCGGUUUCCGCACAAAGGUCCCUCUCAGCCACACCCUGUCUUCCGACUUUAGCCGGAAAGAGCGACCUUCCGUGAGAAGGAUUAGUUCCGAAAUCAAUUCGAGAGACAUCGCCCGAAUGUUAAGCUUGCGGUCGGGCGUUGAUAACAACAAUGGUGUUGACGGUGGUGGUGGUGGUGUCAUUAUCGAUCAUCAACUUCCAGGAACGUCAACAGCCCCGCCCUACACUUUUAGUCACUCUUCCCUCGAAAAAAUUGACUAUGACCUCGAUUUCCUGAACCAUUUGGAGCUUGGGUGUGAUCCUGAUGCACGACCGACCUUUGACCUUUUAAGUUUCAACAGGAGUCGAAACAGGAACAGUAACGAUUCACAACUCGCCUUAAUUAGUGAUGGUUUCCUCUACGAUAAUUCAAAUGGGGGUGGUGGGAGCAGAAGCAGUAGUCGUGUCGAGCUAGAUAUCGAUAUGAGACUGGGCUUCCAAAAUCCUGAAAGACAUUCCGAGGCUUAACUACAAUUAAGUUUAAUUAUUUCAAUUCAAUUAAGGCAAUAGUUGAUAAAUGUUGUUCAAAUUGUUGCCUUAUUUAAAACUAAUUACUGAGAACUACAACAAAAAUAUGCCAUAUUUACAGAAACGUUCCACUUUUUCAGUGUACCGUUUCUCCAUGCAAAUGAAUGAACCUGUGUGAAUGCAAUUUUUGUGCGUGGUAUAAAAAGAAAGUUGUGAUUUUUUGUUUGUCUCUACUCCUCACUAUUAUGCAGAUUUUUCUUUUACAUAUAUUUAAAUAAUGUUACCAAUACAUAAAAUGCUACGUAAAUAGUCAUUUCAUUUCCUAAUUUUAUUUUAUUUAGUUAAUUCAUGUAAAGAUUAAUAGAGAGAACUGAUUUAUACCCGAAAACAAUUUAUGGCUGAAAUGUGUCGACUAAAAAUAUGAUGAAGAUUUCGAGAAUAAAAUGUUGAUUACAGAAUUUGA
Messenger RNA from Folsomia candida, 5403 nucleotides. It is a transcript of the gene bdg, whose product is annotated as sodium-dependent neutral amino acid transporter B(0)AT2. The coding region runs from base 831 to 4940 and encodes 1369 amino acids. The record is from RefSeq and is a predicted model, not a curated record. The transcript has 14 exons. Gene Ontology annotation, biological process: sodium ion transmembrane transport. Gene Ontology annotation, cellular component: membrane. NCBI's taxonomy places the organism in Eukaryota, Metazoa, Arthropoda, Collembola, Entomobryomorpha, Isotomidae.